UGAAUGUGAUGAAUGAUGAGGGAGGGGGGAGGGAGGGAAAGCAUUAAUGCUUCAGACUUCCUGCCCCACUCUUCCAUUUCCAGGUGUGUAUGGGAGAACGCCGAUCCAAAGGUUACACCGACAGCAAGUGCUGGGUGACUCCCAACUCAAGCUCAAGCUCAAGUGGGGGGUGGGGCGCACUGGAGAGGGUGACGACAUUGGGAAGCACCUGACUGUCAGUGGGUCAGCGACCAGUGUGCGAGGAGGACAUCACAUAUAAGAAACUUGUACUACAUGUAUUAAACAGAUGAUUCAAUGCAAAGGUAGUACUACAUGCAUUUCCAGUAUGGGAGAAUUCCACUCACACAGCACUUCUAAAAAGAAAUGGAAAAUAACCUGUCUGCAGUUAAAGAUUCCAAACCAGUUAUAUUUGUAACUGGUUUUGGUCCAUUUGCUGGCCACACCAUUAAUGCUAGUCAGUCAGCUGUUGAAUUGCUGGCCAAGGGGAACCUUGAAGAAGAGUUAGGUGUGAGAUUGGUCACAGAAAUAUUGGAAGUGGAAUAUAAUUAUGUUAAGAAGACUGUACCUCAGAGAUGGAAGGAGUUAGUGCCAAAGCUAACAAUUCAUGUAGGAGUGUCAGGCAUAUCAGAAACCCUGGUAUUAGAGCAGCUGGCCCACAACACAGGAUAUGUAAGAGUAGACAACUGCGGGUGUGUGCCACAGAACGCUGUGUGUUAUCCAGAUGGAAGUGAUGUAAUCCAAUCUUCUAUUCGGAUGGACUUAAUUUCAAGUGCUGUGAACAAAGCUACUUGUGUCAAGUUACCAUGUGUGAAAUCAACAGAUCCAGGAAGGUUCUUGUGUGAUUUCACAUUCUACUUGUCUCUGGUGGAAGACAAGUGUCGGUCUGCCUUCAUCCACGUGCCUACACUCAACAAGUUCUCAGCUGAAGAAAUAACUGCUGCCUUGGCCACUGCUAUAAAGGAAAUGUAUUUACAAGUAGUGGAAAUGGAUAAUGGGACAAAAGUGGUUGAGGUAAAUGGUAACUCAACAACUAAUCAGGUUUGCCAAAAUGGUGAACCCAUAGAACAGGUUGCUGCUGCUGUGUGAAGGCAGCAGCUAUGGCAGAAGCUACUGCCAUUACUGUGUUGUGUUGGAGGUAAUAGAAUUUAAGAGAAAUAUUUUUAUAACUUAGAAUUGGUAAUGAGAUUGGUAGGUAGAGAAUUUAUGCAAACAUUUUAGAUAAUUAUAUAUUUUCUUAUAUAUAAGCAACACAAAUUUUACACCUGGUGAUUUAUCCAGUCAUACACCUCUGAUGAGGCUAAUAUCCAGUGACUAUAAUUGUUUUUAACUGACAAAUGAUAUUGAUAAUUUUAAAAGAAUUGAAAGCAUUUGACUGAUAUGCUAUUGAAGGUAAUAUAUUUGAUAAUGAUUCUGUGAUAUUUUGGAAGAUUUAAAUAGAAAAGUUCUACUUCCUUUCGGAGAAACUAGUUGGAAAAGUAUUGUUUCCAUCUUUGGAUGUUAAUUGAUUUUAUAUGAUAUAGUAAUGAAACACACACACACACACACACACACACACACACACACACACACACACACACACACACACACACACACACACACACACCCGGUAGCUCAGUGGUUAGAGCGCUGGCUUCA
Messenger RNA from Portunus trituberculatus (swimming crab), 1635 nucleotides. RefSeq names its product pyroglutamyl-peptidase 1-like. Gene Ontology annotation, cellular component: cytosol. Lineage: Eukaryota; Metazoa; Arthropoda; Malacostraca; Decapoda; Portunidae. Gene Ontology annotation, biological process: proteolysis. The transcript is spliced from 6 exons. The record is from RefSeq and is a predicted model, not a curated record. Gene Ontology annotation, molecular function: pyroglutamyl-peptidase activity. Bases 364 to 1086 code for a protein of 240 amino acids.